AUGCUCUACUCCAUGGCGAGACCAGUGCUCUUCCUGCACUUGGUCUCAUUUCUCGUGGCCGUCUCGGCUCAAUCCUCGCUGUCCUUCAUUGCGCCAAACCUGGUCACGACUGGCGCACUUCCUACUUAUCACGUCGGCGACAAUGUCACCGUCAUAUGGACUACUCCAUUCUACAACACAUCACUGGCAGUCUUCCAAACAUUGAGCAAUGGAACUACUCUCUUCGAGAUUAUUGCUUAUAAUUACCCACCGUCGCAGACGCAAGCGGUGUGGUCUCUGGGACCUGUCCACAAUCGUCAACUGACCGGGAGCACGUUCCAUUAUACCCUCGCGAAUACCCUGAACGCUACCUGCGAAGGCUGCUCCUUCUCCAGCAACAAUUUCGUUAUGCAGGCGAAGAUCAAGCCAACCACCACCCAGUCUCGAGCAACGUCUUCAGCAACUCCAUCCUCGUCCACCUCCUCCUCACCACGAACAACCCUUCGGACCACCUCACACCCCGCCUCUCGAACCACCUCCGCAACCAGUUCGGCCACAUCGUCGCAAUCGACUGCCGGGAUCGUCGGCGACUCGGUGAAUCCGGGCAGCGCAGGUCGCCGCAGUCUUCAGCUUGGAGCUGGUCUGGGAGCGGGUAUCCCUGCUGCCCUUGCCAUCGCCGGCAUUUUCUUCUUGUUCCUACGGCAUCGCCGCAAACAACGCCAGGCACGCAUGGCAGGCGAAGACGGCUCGCGCGGGGACGAUUCGGCACCCCUGGCAGACGACAGGAGUCCACAAAUGCGGGAGCGCGACAGCCGCCUCAGCCGGGAAAGUGGCGCCCUCGGUCCGUAUGCGGCAAAUCCGAGUCCCUGGGAGCAGCAAGAGGAGCGCUCGCGCGCAGAAGAACGAAGACAAGCGCACCAGUCGCGAGGCAGGCGGCGGGCCUCGUCACAGCGACACAUGCCCUUCCGGCCCUCCUUGGGCGCGCACUCGGAAGUCAGCGAUGAGAGUAGCCGACACUCCUGGAUCGACGAUUUCGAUUUUGAGCAGCCGUAUUACCGGCAGGCGGAUGAGAUCAGCCAGAUCAAGAGAAGCAUUCGCGAGGCUCCGAGGAGCAUUCGUGACCGGUUGAGCAUGCGGUCGAGUCCGCGGCAGAGCAAUCAUACUCGCUCUUCGCGGUCGCACGGGUCGAAUUUCGAUGUGCAUAAUGCUCCUGAAGUGCCACAGCCGGUGCAUAUCAGGUAUCCCGACCAGCAGUGGCACGCACGGUAG
Messenger RNA from Neohortaea acidophila, 1248 nucleotides. RefSeq lists its product as uncharacterized. NCBI's taxonomy places the organism in Eukaryota, Fungi, Ascomycota, Dothideomycetes, Mycosphaerellales, Teratosphaeriaceae. The coding region runs from base 1 to 1248 and encodes 415 amino acids. The record is from RefSeq and is a predicted model, not a curated record. The transcript is spliced from 2 exons.